Messenger RNA from Micropterus salmoides (largemouth bass), 3478 nucleotides. RefSeq names its product N-acetylated alpha-linked acidic dipeptidase 2 (gene naalad2). Bases 73 to 2292 code for a protein of 739 amino acids. The record is from RefSeq and is a predicted model, not a curated record. The transcript has 20 exons. Lineage: Eukaryota; Metazoa; Chordata; Actinopteri; Centrarchiformes; Centrarchidae. Gene Ontology annotation, molecular function: carboxypeptidase activity.
UCUCUGCAAGCGUGCUCUGCAGAGUCAGCUGCGUGUCCGUGUGUGGAAGCCUCUGGGACAUACUGCUUUAACAUGAGAAAGGAGAGCAGGUUGAUUCGGUGGAUCUGGUGGAUUGUGGUUGUGGCAGCUUUGUUUUUUCUGGGCUUCGUCAUAGGCUGGUUUGCAAAGCCCUCACAUGCAAACAAUGUGAACAGCAGUGCUUCCAGCAAGUAUUUGAAGGAGUUUCUGGAUGAAAUGCAGCCAGACCAGAUCAGAGCGCAUCUCAGGAAAUUUACACGACUCCCCCACCUGGCUGGGACAGAGCAGAACCUGAGAUAUGCAGAACAGAUCAAGAAAGAGUGGCUGGAGUUUGGACUGGACUCAGUGGAGAUGGUGCCCUAUGACGUCCUGUUGUCCUACCCCAACAAAUCACAACCAAAUUACAUCUCAAUAGUUGAUCGGUUUGGCAAUGAGGUUUUUAAUACUUCCUUAGCUGAGCCAGUUCCAGAGGGUUAUGAAGAUGUUUCUAACAUUGUGCCUCCAUACAGUGCCUUCUCUGCAAAAGGACAACCUGAGGGGGAUUUGGUGUAUGUGAAUUAUGGUCGUACGGAAGACUUUUUUCAGCUUGAGAGAGAGAUGGGCAUCAACGUAACAGGGAUGAUUGUCAUUGUCAGAUAUGGGAAAAUAUUCAGAGGUAAUAAGGUGAAGAAUGCCAUGUUAGUCGGUGCAAAGGGGAUCAUUAUGUUCUCAGACCCAGCAGAUUACUGGGCUGCCGGAGUCCAGCCCUACCCUGAUGGCUGGAAUCUACCUGGUGGAGGAGCUCAAAGAGGAAAUGUUCUCAACCUGAAUGGAGCAGGAGACCCACUCACACCAGGGUACCCUGCUAAAGAAUAUACCUACAGAUUCAGCCUUGACGCUGGAGUGGGACUCCCCAAGAUUCCUGUGCAUCCAAUUGGCUUCCAAGAUGCAGUUCACCUGCUGAGGAAAAUGGGAGGACAGAUUCCACCCAACAACUGGAAAGGAGCUCUGGAUGUCUCCUACAGGAUUGGUCCAGGCUUUACGGAUGACUUCAAGAGCCAGAAAGUGCGGAUGAACAUCUACACUGACAACCAGGUAACCAGGAUCUACAACGUCAUUGGCAGAAUUAGAGGAGCUCUGGAGCCAGACAGGUAUGUGAUUCUGGGAGGACAUCGGGAUGCCUGGGUGUUUGGAGGAAUUGAUCCCAUGUCUGGUGUUGCAGUCGUCCACGAAACAGUCAGGAGCGCUGGCAGGCUGCUCAGUAAAGGUUGGAGGCCUAGGAGAACUAUAAUAUUUGCCAGCUGGGAUGCAGAGGAGUUUGGACUGCUGGGAUCUACAGAAUGGGCAGAGGAUAAUGCUAAGCUGCUGCAGGAGAGAGCUGUGGCCUACAUCAAUGCAGACUCUGCCAUUGAGGGCAUGUACACAUUGAGGGUUGACUGCACUCCGUCUUUACACACUUUGGUUUACGAUCUCACUAAGCAGAUAGCCAGUCCAGAAGAGGAAGAGGUAGGAGUUUCUCUGUACGAGAGUUGGCAUAAGAGGGAUAACUGGACGAAUGACCGUGAUGCACCCAGGAUAAGUAAACUCGGGUCAGGCAGUGAUUUUGAAGCCUAUUUUAUCCGUCUGGGAAUUGCUGCAGGCAGAGCCAGAUACACCAAGAACAAGAAAACAGAGCGGUACAGCAGUUAUCCAGUCUAUCACAGUGUGUAUGAAACCUUUGAGAUAGUGCAGAAGUUUUACGACCCCUCCUUCAAGAGACUUCGGGCGGUGGCCCAGGUGAGAGGCGGACUCAUCUUCCAAUUGGCCGAUUCCCAGGUCCUUCCUCUUGAUGUCAAUGAAUAUGCAGACUCACUGAGGAAGUACGCACAGAGCAUCGCACAGUUGGCACAGAAGCACCCAGAGGAGAUGAAGAUGUUUGAUGUGUCGUUUGAUUCCUUGUUUUCUGCUGUAGAGAACAUGACCUUUGCAUCCAGGGACUUCCAUGAGCGCCUGCAGGCUCUCAACAGAGCAGAUCCUCUGCAGGUACGUGUCAUGAAUGAUCAGCUCAUGUAUCUGGAGAGAGCCUUCAUAGACCCCCUGGGCUUACCUGGCAGACCCUUCUACAGGCAUGUGAUUUUUGCUCCCAGCAGCCAUAACAAAUAUGCUGGGGAGUCUUUCCCUGGGAUCUAUGAUGCAUUGUUUGACAUCGAGAACUCAGCUGACCCAGAGAAGUCCUGGGAGGAAGUCAAGCGUCAAAUCAGCAUUGCAGCAUUCACCGUUCACGCUGCUGCCAUGACUCUAACACCACCAGCAUGAAGCACACGCAGUCUAAAGUCAUGUGACUGAGCUAUCUGUUCACACUUAUGUUAUAACACCAGAAUGUGAAGAGAGAGAAUACACUUCCUGUAACACAUGCAGAGAUGGACAAUCACUGUUAUCUGAACCUGUCAUGUUCCAGGAACGUCCAGAGCUCAGUAAUACAGUGAAUCUCUGGGCGCCAUCACCAUAUAUAAAAAUUACAAAACUGUCUUUUUACUCUUAAAUUCUAAUUUGUUAUGUGGCUUCAGUAAAGUAAUAUAUGUUUUUUUUGCUGUUUUGUAAUAAUUCAAUCAGAAAUGAAUCCAUUCUUUACAUGUGGGCUGAAAACAGCUGAUAUGUUGUGCAUGUAAUAUGUAAAAAUGUGACAUGUGACUGAAAUGUUUUAUUUUCAUCCAUGCUGUGAUUUUUUUUCUUUAAUUUCCUUGAAGACACAGUACUUUUGCACACACCCAAAAACAUAUAAUGUUAAGCCUGAAUGAACAGGUUAGUGGUAAAAGUUAUAAUCUUUAAAAUGUUCAUGUUGUGAACUGAACAGUUUGAAGCUGCCUUUGUGCAACAAAGACUUGCCUUAACAAGAAUGUUUUUGUAAUUUAUUUUGUGACCUCCAAGGACUCUUUAACAGGCUGAAUAAAAAAAGAGUAACUGAAUGCAAGCUAAAAUACACAGUGCACAUCGUCCAGUCCAGAAACAUUUAUUUCACUAUUGAACAACGUUAACCAAUUUAAGAGAUGCAAAAAACACACUGAAAAGUGUGCCCUGGUCCUUAUGUCUACACUGGAUAGAUGAACCAGCCAAUAAGACCGAAUGAUAUGCCUCACCACCAUUGCAUUAAAGCUACAAUAUGUUGCCAAUAUUACUGACUGUGACAGAGUCAUGAUGACUCGAGUCAUCAGUUGACAGCAAGAGGUCUCACCAUGCGCAAUGAGACAGGAGGCAAUCUGCUCAGAAAAAGACGAGCCGAGGAGGGACACUAGUGAGGUUCUAGAUGGCUCUGUAUGUUUGGCCUCUUCCUGUUGUUGACCCUGUAAGAGGGAGAGCAGGUCGAGGGGGCCCAAUGUGAUCGCCUCUGCCUUCUUAAGAGAUACCUCUAUCUUUGCCGCAAUCAGUUUCACUAAUAUUCUGUUCACCUUCACAGCCUGACAGAAUGAAUAAAAAUGCAUGCUCUUUGUCUUUUAUGGUUCUC